GAGUGCACUCCUGGUGAGUCACAGCAAAGUUAUUUUUUCGAUCGAUUAAUCGUUGAAUUCUUUAGAUUUCGAUACAUGCGAUGGAAGUGUUUUUGUUGUCAUACUAUCUAUGGCCUAUUUGUAUGAAUUUUUUCUGCAAAGUUGGGAAAUAAACGUGUUGUUUAAAUAUAGAAAAAGUGUUCCAGAAAAGGGAUAUUCCGAUGUUUCAUACAUAAAGAAUUACCUACAGUUUUUACCUGGUAGUUGUUUCCAGUAUGCCACGCAAUUACAAAAAAAAAGUUGGCGGCAGAACGUAUCGUAAUUGGACAGAUGACCAAUUAAAGGCUGCAAUUGAAGACAUUAAAUCUAAAAGAGAGAGUCUACGUUCAGCUUCUGAAAAGUCUGUUAACAUUUGAUUUCUAUCAUAAUUAAUUUUAAAGUUAUUGUAUAAAAUAUUAGGAGCACAAAGAUAAUGUUAAUCGUUUAAAUUUUCAGAUAUGGGAUCCAUAAAAACACUUUGUGGAAAAAAAUGCAUGGCGAAUUGUCAUCCAAAACAGGCGGACAACCUGUACUAACAGAGGAGGAAGAAAACGUAAUUGUUGCUCAUCUCAUCACUGUUGCAACUUUUGGCUUCCCCUUCACCAUUUUGGAUCUUCGAUUGGUGGUCAAAUCAUACCUUGACAGGUUAGGGCGAAUUGAAAGAAGAUUCCAACGUAACUUACCAGGUAAAGAUUGGGCAGAUUUGUUUUUGAGACGCCAUAAAAAGGAGCUAACUCAGCGGACAGCUCGUCCCAUUUCACGAGUUCGUGCUGCAUUAGAUAAGGAUGUUAUUGUUGAGUAUUUUAACCAUUUAGGCAACAGUAUUGAUGGAGUGCCUCCUUCUCAUAAUAUAUGGAACUAUGAUGAGACGAAUAUAACGGACGACCCUGGAAAUAAGAAAGUACUCGUCAAGAGAGGAACCAAAUAUCCCGAUCAAAUUAAAAAUUCCACUAAGGCUUCAGUUUCUGUAAUGAUGUGUGGGAAUGCAGCAGGGGAAAUGGCCCCACCUUAUGUCACCUACAAGGCUGAAGGACUCUAUCAAAGUUGGACUGAGGGAGGACCACGUGGCACACGCUAUAAUCGCUCGAAAAGUGGUUGGUUUGAUGCUAGGAUAUUUGAGGAUUGGUUUGAGGGAUUGAUGCUCCCUAUACUAAAAAAGCAAGAUGGUGUUAAAAUUUUAAUAGGAGAUAAUUUAAGUUCUCACAUAAAUUAUCAUGUUGUUGAACUGUGUGAAGCUAAUAACAUAAGGUUUGUAGCAUUGCCUCCCAAUUCCACACACUUGUUGCAGCCAUUAGAUGUAGGGUUCUUUAGACCAAUGAAGGGAGCAUGGAGGAACAUUUUAAAUGAAUGGAAAGAAAGUGACCAAGGUAGGAAGCUGAGAACAAUCCCCAAAGAGAGUUUUCCUGUUUUUCUAAAAAUGUUAGUUGAAAAUCUAAAAGAGAAGAGCAGCCAGAAUUUAAAAUCAGGUUUUCAAGCAUGUGGCAUAGUUCCUCUAAAUCAGGACGCUGUUCUCAAAAAACUUGUUGGCAACGAGAUGGCUUCAAGUGAUCUCCGUGAACAUGUUGCAGAGUCCUUUCUGAAUGAGAUGGAAAAGAAAAGAAAAUCAGUUGUUUGUGUUGUGCAAAGGAAAAGGAAGAAAAUUGAUGUGCCACCUGGAAAAGGUUUCACCACCGCUGACAUUCCUCACAUGAUCCAAUCUCAACCUACCACUCUGAUGGAAAUUCAAGAGCAGCAACCUUCCACCUCUGGAGUAGUUCAAGAGAUUCAGCAGAAGCCUCGUCAAACGAGCGGGACAAGGAAAAUGAAGGCCAUAAAAAGGAAACAAAAAGAUUUCUCAUCUGAAGAGGAAGAGGAGAGUGAGAAAAUAAUUGAUGAUGAAAGUGAAGACAGCGUAACAAGCAAUUUUUUUCAAGAUUCUUCUAAUUCUUCUGAGGAGGACAAGUCUGAGGAUGAACAAGAACCCCUCACUCCAGCACCUGUCUCUGAACCGCACUGUCUGGAAGGUUCUCUAGAGGCUACCACUAGCCAGCCAAUCAGGGCGAGCCCUGGCGUGGAGUGA
This is a messenger RNA of Bacillus rossius redtenbacheri, 2077 nucleotides long. RefSeq lists its product as uncharacterized. The transcript has 3 exons. The record is from RefSeq and is a predicted model, not a curated record. Bases 509 to 2077 code for a protein of 522 amino acids. Lineage: Eukaryota; Metazoa; Arthropoda; Insecta; Phasmatodea; Bacillidae. Gene Ontology annotation, molecular function: DNA binding. Gene Ontology annotation, cellular component: nucleus.